AUGAAGUAUUCUUUAUUGAUAAUCUUUGUCUUAAUUAGUAUAACCUUGACAUCAUAAACACCAGAAUAACAUCUCAAAAAAGAAUUACUCAAAAAGGUGGCUAAUUAUGUGGGGGUUGAAUUACCUCAUGAGUAUAUUAUAUUAUUAUUAUGUUAGUUUACACUUAUUCUGCUUGCCAUGCAAAUUGAUGAUGAAACAAGUUUAAAAAUUCUCAAAAAACACUUUAUUGGCCAUCGUAAAAAAGGAGUAUCUUGCUCUCUGCCCUCAUUUCUAUAAUAUGCCUCAUUGUCUUGGCAAAAGUAGAUAAUAUCAUGACGAAUUUGCAGUGCAUUUUAUUGAGUAAAGAAUUUGAAUAACUUAUAGCAAUUAUCUAAAACCAUCAAAUGCUUGUUAACUUUUGGGGGCUUGUAAAUUGGAACAUCACCCCUAAACUUUAAAAGAAUAUAUAAAUGAAGUUAUGCAUGACAAACUUACAAAAGAACAAUAAUAAAGUUGGAAAGAAAAAGCCGAAGCUUUGCUGAUCAAUAAUGAGGAUUAUAAGGUAGUACAAUACACAGAUUUACACAUUGACACAGAAUACUCUGAAGGUGCUGAUGCUUUUUGUGAUGCUCCUCUUUGCUGCAGGAAAGAAUAUGGAACACCAAAGGAUCCCAGCAAAGGAGCUUAAUAUUGGGGAACUCUAGCUAGUUGUGAUUUACCUUUUAGAACAGUUUAAAAUUUAUUAGAAUUCACAAAAGAAUAAAUAAAACCUGAUUUCAUCCUUUGGACAGGAGACAGUAUUGCACAUGAUGUUUGGUAGUAAUUGGAAUCAAAUUAAACUGUUCCAACCAGGAUCAUAACUGAAGAAAUACAGAAGACUAUGCCAACAACAUAAAUGUAUGCAAUGUAUGGAAACCAUGAAGCCUAUCCUGCAGAAUAAUAUGAUAUGAUUGGAGAGUCUUCGUAAUGGUUGAGAGACGAAACAGCAGAAAUGUGGAAACAAUAUCUAAAUUAAGAAGCAUACUAUUAAUUGAGAAGGAAUGGAUACUAUUCCUAAGUUGAUGAGAAACGAAAUCUAAAAGUGAUUGCUCUUAAUUCAUAAGCCUAUGAUUAUGAUAAUUUCUUUUUGAUGGAAGGAGUUACAGAUCCAAGAGGAAUGUUAAAGUGGUUGGUUGAAGAGUUGUAUGAUUCAGAGUCAAAGAAUCAAUUUGCUAUCAUUAUUGCACACAUCCCACCAGGCGAUAUAUCAUGUAAUACAUAAUGGGCUGAUCGCUUUAGUGUUGUUAUUGAAAGAUUUGAACAUGUGGUAUCGGGACUUUUUUAUGGUAAUAAAUCAUUAAUUCUAGGACACACCCAUUCCGAUUAAGUUUCUCAUAUAAGAUCCAGAAUUGAUGGCAGAUACAUUAAAACUCUAUAUAUUGCACCUUCAGUUACAACAUUCACAAGAUAUAAUCCAUCUUUUAGAGUUUUCUAUUUUAAUGGGAAAACUAAUUAGAUCAUAGACUUUUCAUAAUAUAGAUUAGAUCUUGCAAAAGCCAAUAAGGAAGGAUAAAAUGCCAUUUUGAAUUGGAAUAUUGCUUACAAUUUCUUAGAAUAUUAUGGGUUAUAAAGUUCAAGAAUUGAGGAUGUUUCGACUUUGGGUUACAAGAUGAGACACGAUGAUGAAAUAUUAAAGAAAUACAUUUAUAGUUAUGCGACUGGAAGCGAAGUUCGUUAUAAUUAACAUUUAAAGUAAUUUAAUUAAUUUAAUUAUUAUCUUAGGGAUUUAAAAAAACUAUUUCUAAAAAAAGCAACAAGAAACUAUUUCAUUUGUGGAGUAGAAACAGCUACUUAUGAUGAAUGGUUUAGUUGUAUAGGAUUUAUUGAAUCUUUAUAGGAUUCUGCAUAAAUUAGAUAUAAAAUUUAUGAGUUAUUCUAUGGAAAAUGGUUAAAGGAUUGAAAAAAUUACAAUAUAUCUAUAUCUACAAAUGG
This is a messenger RNA of Paramecium octaurelia, 1950 nucleotides long. Lineage: Eukaryota; Ciliophora; Oligohymenophorea; Peniculida; Parameciidae. The record is from the annotation of a GenBank genome assembly.